AUGGCUCUGAGUCAAGAAAUGAUCUUAACUUUUAUACUCGAGCACGGAGGAAAAGUGAAAAACUCGGAGCUCGUGAGCAAGUUCAAAGGACUUAUAAACUCCAGCGAUCCCGCGGAAAAGAAACAAAACAGAGACCUGUUCAAACGCCUGGUCAACAACGUCGCCGUGGUUAUAAAAGUCGAUGAUGUGAAGUACGUGUCUGUGAAGAAAAAAUACCAAGGAUUCAUUACAGGUGAAAACUACUCUCAUAAUAACAGUUUACAUGAGUUAAUAUCGCCUUGCAAACCGUCGAGUGAAAUAGAGCAUGUGGAUAUUAUUAAUAACAAUUAUUACCAUUGUUCCACCCAAACUAUGAGUAAUAGCAGUAAAGGUGGAAAUAAUGAUCUUGGUUGUCCUGAAAGUUCAGAGUCUAUAACAGCAAGAGUGCUCGGUGUGACAAGUGAUGCAAAAAGUGGCAAAACUGGUUCCGUAUUUGCUCUUGUAGCCAUAAAAUCUCCACCAAAUCCAGAAUACGUGGAAACAGGAAAAAAUAACCUCAAAACGCUUGCAUCAGAUACUAAACCGCCACCUUCAGUAUCUUCUCAAAGGAGUAUCAAAGUCAAAUCGACUGCAUUUCAGAGCUGUGUCGGUGGAGAAGGCUUUCUCUACAGGUCUCUGAGAGUCAAACGAAAGGAGCUGGAGGUGCAGGCUUCACCGCAACUGAGAAGGUGUAGCAAAGUCACCAAACCUGGUGAGGCUAAAGACUCGGAUGUGAUUCCUUUGGGAGCAAUGGAGCAUGAGUGGCUUGUGAAAUCAGCAGCAGGAAGCUGGCGUCAAAUUUACAGCCUCCUGCUGCAAGACCCUCAUCUGGCAGAGAAGAGAAAUUUCAUGUCUGGAUUCACAAUCCUGCACUGGGCUGCUAAAAGCGGAAACAGUGAAAUGGUGUGUAAAGUCAUUGAUGUUUCAAGACAGAGCCGUGCAGGGAUCGAUGUUAAUGCCAAGUCUUAUGACGGCUAUACCCCUCUCCACAUCGCUGCCAUUCAUAGCCAUGAACAGGUGUUGUCGGUGCUGGUGUGCGAGUAUGGUGCCAGCACCAACAUACGGGAUAACAGUGGUAAAAAAGCCUACUAUUAUCUAAAUCCGGAUGUGUCAGUCGAGAUCAGAAAGAUGCUCGGAGACCCUCACAGCCUUCAAAAGGAUGCUGGAUGUUAUUUGAAGGAUGAUCAGAACCUCUCUAAAGGAUUCAACACAUUGAGUAAAUUAUUUCAGCCUCACGUUGCUGGACAUAAAAAGACACAGAGACGUCGGAUGAGUUUCCAUUUCAUCAGGGAUGAACAGAAAGAUCAACGCACUUAA
Molecule: messenger RNA, 1335 nt
Organism: Danio rerio (zebrafish)
Lineage: Eukaryota; Metazoa; Chordata; Actinopteri; Cypriniformes; Danionidae
Source: RefSeq, a predicted model, not a curated record